AGAGACGCGAUCACAAAGUAUCGACAUCUCAUGGUUCCACUGUGGAAAUGGCCUCGUCUAGUCACCUAGCUAUAAAUGCCAAAUGAGCUGCUAUUUUUUGGAGUUGGCCGAGAGAAGAUAGCCCCGUCUAAGCCACUAUCGGGCUGGGAGUAUUGGGACGUUUACUACGGUAAUAGGAGGAGUGACUAGGCAGAACAACAAUGCCACAUUUCCUGUGGCCAGAGCCGCUGUCACCCGCUCAACUGAAGCGGCUGGAGGAGCAUAAAUACAGCGCCUCGGGUCGGUCUCUGUUCGAGCCGCCGUGCCAGGUCUACUGGAACUGGCUCGUCGAGCAAACUCCGAUAUGGAUCGCCCCAAACACCCUGACUAUUGUCGGACUCAUGAUCAACAUCCUGACCACCGUGGUGCUCGUGUAUUAUUGUCCCACGGCAACAGAGGAGGCCCCAGCAUGGGCCUUCAUCAUGAGUGCUCUGGGCCUCUUCAUCUACCAGUCUCUGGACGCCAUUGAUGGGAAGCAGGCAAGGAGGACCAACAGCAGCUCGGCUCUGGGCGAGCUCUUCGAUCACGGCUGCGAUGCCGUCUCCACAGUCUUUGUUGCUGUGGGAUCAUGCAUUUCAUGUGGAAUAGGACAAUACCCAGACUGGAUCUUCUUCUGUGGUUUUAUCGGGAUGUUCAUGUUCUUCUGCGCACACUGGCAGACCUACGUGUCCGGGACCCUCCGCUUCGGCCUGAUCGACGUCACAGAGGUGCAGAUCGCCAUCAUGGCCAUGUAUUUGAUGUCUGCUUUCGGGGGCGUGAGCCUUUGGCAAUGCACGUUGCCCCUCAUCGGAGUGAAGAUGUACGUCUUCCCCGUCAUUGGCAUCUGCGGCGGGGCCUUCUACUCCUGCUACAACUACUUCCAUGUGAUUUUGAACGGAGGUAUUGGCAAAAACGGCUCCACUGUGGCUGACACCAGUGUGCUGAGUCCCAGUUUGCACAUCGGCCUCAUCCUCGCGCUGGCCUUCAUCAUUUUCAAGAAGUCGUCCAGCGAGCUGUUCGAGCACCACCCCUGUCUGUACCUGCUCGCCUUUGGCAUGGUCAUCUCAAAGAUCUCCAACAAGCUGGUGGUCGCACACAUGACCAAGAGUGAGCUGUGCCUCCCGGACACGGCCUUCAUCGGCCCCGGGCUCCUCUUCCUCAACCAGUACUUCAACAGCUUCAUCGAUGAGCACAUAGUCCUCUGGAUCGCCAUGGUCUUCUCUCUAGUUGAUCUCGCACGCUACUGUACGGGGGUGUGCCUCCAGAUCGCCUCCCAUCUGCGCAUCCGAGUGUUCAGCAUCACGGCGCAGAGCCACGGCAAGCACGACUGACCGGUUGCCCGGCGGGAGGAGGCGGGGGGGGACGCAGACCUCUCCCCGCUCCUGAAAGCAGGCGAUGACGAGGAUAGACCUUCCUCUGCCCUGAGCCACUGCAGCCUUGACAAAGUGACCACAUCCGAUUGAAACUGCCUCUCUCACAAAAUGGAAACAUAAAACCAACUCAUCACUACAAACCAAAAAAAGGAAAAAAAAGCAUGGAUCAAGAUAUUGAAUGAAAAAAGAACACGGAACCAGAGCUUCCCUCAAUUUCCUCAUUGGCUGUUGUAGCCAAACAUAUUUUAAUUUAGACAUAAUUGCAUGUUGUCAGAAAAAUAAAGUUUAGAUUGUUACAUCUACUCCCUGCUUACUCUAAUCAAAUACCAAAAUCUUUAACAGGUACUUUAUAGUUUGGGCAAAUAUCAAAGCAUUUAUCUGCUUUAAAUUGUGUUUGAAAAUCUGUUAUGUCAUUUAAAUACAUAAAUAUAUAGAACUGCAAAUGAGGUAAAGCUCUUUGAUAUAUGCCCAUACUAAAUGCAGUACCUGAAAGUGUUCUUAAUUAGUUUUUAUUUAUAAAAUGAAUGUUACUCAAUCUGGCAUUAAUCAGGGCUUAAAAAUGCAAAUUUAAAUAAUAAAAACCUCAAAUAUUAUCCAAUGAAGUUUGCAAUGUGGACUGGCAAGUUGUCAACGCGCUAUGUGACGGGGCUACGGGCGGUGUUAGUGUUGAAACAUUACGACGGCUUUUCUAUCAGGCCUCUCAUACAAACUUUUAAUUCAUGUUUUUAUUCUCAGUUACUCGUCUCAUAUUGCAAUCCUGGAAAAAGAACGUAAACACACUCACCUCAGCCUCUUAGAGCGCUGUCGCCUGAUGAAGCACUAACACUCGACACGUACUGCUUUCUCUGUUCUUCUCCCUGAAGGGCUAAUAGUUAAUUAUUUGUGAUUGUACAGAAUUCAACUGAAAACGCCUUAAAUAUUUUUGUUGUAAUUACUGUUUAACUUGUGAAUAUUUAAAACAGCUUUGUAUGUGUUUUUUUUUCUCCACUGAAGUAUCAUACCAGACAAUAGUAAUAACACGACGCUACUGGAACUGUUCACUCAUGGUUUCUUCACUUAUUGUGUCAUGUAUCGGUGAGCGAUUCAUUUGGUCCUUGAAAGAUCUGUUGGAUUAUCAGUAAUUUUGCAUUUAUUUAACAUUACUGAGUUCCUGUAAUCUGAUCGACUCAUUAUUCAGGUUCAUUUGGAUCAAAAGGGAUAUUUCUGUAAUGCCGCUUAACUAUAUAUAAGGGUAAAGACAAUGGUACUCUUGAGUUUUAUUUUGGAGAAAUAAAAUGAUCUUCCUCUGAGGUUCUGCUCCUGCAGGAUAUUGGACAUUGAAAAGCAGCAUGUUCUAAAAAAAAAAAGAUGAUUUUGCAUAAUUGACGAUGGACUUUGGAACUAUGCAUUGAAAUGUACGACUUUGAUUUCAACACCAUGUUGCACUGUUCAAUAAUAACAGUAAAACACCUUUCUACUAACAGAAACUGUAUGGGUGGAAAAGAUUGUAAUAAAGAAAAAUAUUUUUCA
This is a messenger RNA of Notothenia coriiceps (black rockcod), 2900 nucleotides long. It is a transcript of the gene chpt1, whose product is annotated as choline phosphotransferase 1. Gene Ontology annotation, cellular component: endoplasmic reticulum membrane; Golgi apparatus. Gene Ontology annotation, biological process: phospholipid biosynthetic process. The record is from RefSeq and is a predicted model, not a curated record. The transcript is spliced from 8 exons. Gene Ontology annotation, molecular function: diacylglycerol cholinephosphotransferase activity. The coding region runs from base 201 to 1349 and encodes 382 amino acids. NCBI's taxonomy places the organism in Eukaryota, Metazoa, Chordata, Actinopteri, Perciformes, Nototheniidae.